Molecule: messenger RNA, 949 nt
Organism: Aplysia californica (California sea hare)
Lineage: Eukaryota; Metazoa; Mollusca; Gastropoda; Aplysiida; Aplysiidae
Product: zinc finger protein ZIC 4
Biological process (GO): central nervous system development; regulation of transcription by RNA polymerase II
Cellular component (GO): nucleus
Molecular function (GO): DNA-binding transcription factor activity, RNA polymerase II-specific; RNA polymerase II cis-regulatory region sequence-specific DNA binding
Source: RefSeq, a predicted model, not a curated record
ACGACGCCAAGAUGAUGCUCAACCCCUUCAUGGACACAGGCCCCGGCGGCCCGCACGGGCUCACCCACAGCGCGCUCAAACUCAGCCCGUCCAACCCCAUGGGCGAUCACGCUGCCAGCCUACACCACAACCAGUUCGCCGCGCAGGUCAACGGCUACGGGGUCAGCGCGCAUGCGCCGCACUCCCAGAUCAGCAGCUACGCGGCCAGGGACUUCCUGAUCCGUCGCGGCGCCGAACAGUUCAACCUGCCGGGCCACGAGGCGGCGGGCGGGCCCCACGCCGGGAUGUUCGGGGUUCCAUCCUCCGUGAGUAUGGCCGCCGCGGGUCUACACACGCCCCACCACCCAGACUCCGCCUCCGCCGCUAGUCACGUGCUAUUCCCCGGCCUCCAUGACCCCGCCCACUCCGGAGUGGGACCGCCCCACGUCAACGGACAGAUGUUUCCUUACGCGCGCGCUCACGAUCAGUUCAACCAGAUGGCCGUAGCCGCUCACCCCCGCGCCGCGGACCACUUCGGGGGUCAUCACCAACACCUGAACCCCAUGAACGCCGCCAUGGCUGGCCACCACCACCGCAUGAACAUGGGACCCCACGGCCCCGGCGCCUUUUACCCGUUCAUGAGGCACCCCAUCAAACAGGAGCACACCUGCCUCUGGGUGGAUUACGACCAGGCGGAGCCAAAGAAACCCUGCAACAAAAUCUUCACCACCAUGCACGAGAUUGUGACUCACAUCACGGUGGAGCACGUGGGCGGGCCGGAGCAGGCCAACCACGCGUGUUACUGGCAGGGCUGUCCACGUGACGGCCGGCCCUUCAAGGCCAAGUACAAGCUGGUCAAUCACGUGAGAGUCCAUACCGGGGAGAAACCGUUCCCGUGUCCCUUCCCAGGCUGUGGCAAAGUUUUCGCGCGCAGUGAGAACCUCAAGAUACACAAACGGACGCACACUGG